ACUUUACCCAAAACUCAAGCUAACUCAGUUACAAAAUGUAUUUCCUUCAUUUCGCUAUCCGACGAGCGCAUUACAAUUGGUAUACGGCAAAUACCACAUCCCGAAUCCGGAUUAUUGCAACCGGAGUCUUCACUAUCGGUGUAGUAGUUUUUACCUUUGUACAGUGCUAUGGAUUAGUAAGACAAUUCCUUAAAGAAGUUCGGGCGACUGAGUCGGUUACAAAUGGUUUCCCCAAUCAGGAGAAUCCUGCCGUGAUGCGACGGAAGAUUAAGGAGAUGAUGCUGCACUCCUGGCGAAGUUAUGCCCGUGUCGUGUGGGGCACCAAUGAGUUUCGCCCUAUUUCGCGUCGUGUUCAUAUUGGAAGUGAUUUUGGGUCCUAUAAAGUAGGAGCAACGAUAAUAGAAAGUUUGGACACUUUGUAUUUAAUGGGUCUGAAGAAAGAGUUGAAUCGUUCGCGUGACUGGCUCGAAAAAUCAUUCAGCUUGGAUCGUGUUGACGAGCCGUUGUCUGUUUUUGAACUAACUUCCAGACUGCUCUGUCCUAUGCUCACACUCUACUCCCUCACUGGCGAUCUUUUGUACAAGGAGAAAGCUGUACAUAUUGCCAAUAAGAUUUUGCCUGCAUUCGAAACCGCCACAGGAAUACCAAGACGGCUUGUGGUUCCGAAGGAGGGCAGUACCCUAACCAAAUACCUCGAGAGCAUGUCUCGUAUUUCGGAGUUUGGUGCUCUGCACUUGGAGUUCUUUUAUCUCAGCGAAAUCACCGGAUUGUCUAUUUACAAGGACCGAGCAGAGGGUAUUCGGAAGAAAUUAGCCACCAUGAACAAACCAAAUGGACUUUAUCCCAACAGUUUUUGUACAAAUUAUGGUUUGUGGGAAAACUACAACUGCUCAAUGAAUCGAUUCUAUGAUUGCCUGCUAAAGUCAUGGGUGCAAUCUGGGAAAACUGAUCUAAAAACUCUUGAUUUAUUCAAAGAUGCUCUGCCGGCUGUAGUGCAAAAUUUGGUUGUCAUAAAACCCGAGGGCCAAGCCUACGUAACGGAGAUGAGAAAAGGUACUCUUUCGCAUCGGAUGAAACAAACAGAUUGCUUUGCUGGAGCUCUUUUUGUGCUGGGAGCAGCAGAAACCUUGAUGGAGCACUGGGAGAAAUAUGCGGAGAUUGGCGUUGCCAUCGUGGAUACUUGCCAUGAUAAGUUUUGGAGCUCUCCUACUCAAUUGGGUCCAGAUCUUUUCGCUUUCACCGAACAAGCACAAAAGGAUAUUGUUGCCCUGCAGAGGGACUUCUAUAUGUUACGGCCAGAAAUCGUCGAGAGCUACUUAGUUCUCUGGCGACUUACUCAUAAUACUAAAUAUCGCAUUUGGGGCCGUGAGAUCUUCCUGGCAAUAGAGAAAUAUUGCCGAACACCAUAUGGAUACUCUGGUAUUAUGGAUGUUUAUAACAUUUCUGCAGGACAGGAUGAUGUGCAAAGGACAUUCUUUUUAGGCGCAACCCUUAAGUAUUUGUUUUUGUUGUUUUCCGAUGAUAAUGUCAUUCCGCUGGAAGAUUGGGUUUUUAACAGUGCAGGACACUUCCUACCAAUUAAAGGUGCAAAUUCUAUGUAUCGGCAGUACAACACAAAGAAUUGAGUAACUAAAGAUAUAUAUUAAUUA
This is a messenger RNA of Drosophila ficusphila, 1649 nucleotides long. RefSeq names its product mannosyl-oligosaccharide alpha-1,2-mannosidase IA (gene alpha-Man-Ic). Lineage: Eukaryota; Metazoa; Arthropoda; Insecta; Diptera; Drosophilidae. The transcript has a single exon. Gene Ontology annotation, cellular component: endoplasmic reticulum; Golgi membrane. Gene Ontology annotation, molecular function: mannosyl-oligosaccharide 1,2-alpha-mannosidase activity; calcium ion binding. Gene Ontology annotation, biological process: carbohydrate metabolic process; N-glycan processing. The coding region runs from base 36 to 1625 and encodes 529 amino acids. The record is from RefSeq and is a predicted model, not a curated record.